Messenger RNA from Cottoperca gobio, 1063 nucleotides. RefSeq names its product putative selection and upkeep of intraepithelial T-cells protein 1 homolog. Gene Ontology annotation, biological process: regulation of cytokine production; T cell receptor signaling pathway. Gene Ontology annotation, cellular component: external side of plasma membrane. Gene Ontology annotation, molecular function: signaling receptor binding. Lineage: Eukaryota; Metazoa; Chordata; Actinopteri; Perciformes; Bovichtidae. The record is from RefSeq and is a predicted model, not a curated record. The annotation marks the transcript as partial. The transcript is spliced from 5 exons.
UCGCUCUUGUGUUUCCCCAGGAGAGUCCUCGCUGCCUGCUGCAGCAGAGACGGUCCUCGCCUUUGCUGGCGGGGAAGUCCUUCUGCCAUGCAGCUUCAACAUCAGCGCCGGCGGCGACUUCCCCACAGUGGAGUGGUCCAAGCACGGCCUGCAGCCGAACAUCGUCUUCCUGUACCGGGAUGGCUGCGAGACUCACGAGAUGAAGAACCCGGCCUUCUGGUACCGGUCGAGCCUCAUCACGAGAGAACUGAAGAACGGGAACAUCUCGCUCAGGAUCUCCGACGUGCAGCUGGCGGAUGCAGGGAAGUACCAAUGCAAGAGGCUGUGGAGUAAGACGCGCCGGGACGUCACAGACGUGGAGCUGGUCGUGGCUGCAGUUUCUGAGCCCAAGCUGUCCGUGGUGUCGUCUGAGGGCGGAGGCGUGACGCUGCAGUGCGAGGCGAGCUGCUGGCUGCCGGAGCCGGAGAUCAUCUUCCUGGACGAUCGGGGGAGAAUCAUCAGCGCAGAGGAGCCGAAGAGAGACAAAGACACCGGACAAUGUUUCACUGUGAGGCGCAGAGUCACCCUGCAGGACGCCCCCAACAGGGUCACCUGCAGAGUUCACCAGGCGGCGACCAAUCAGAGCCACGACACAGAGCUCCUGCUGCCAGUUGGGAGGUCUUGCUAUGUGACGUUUCUCCCGCUGUUAUACUCGCUGUUAUACUCGCUGUCGUAUUGUUCGUGUGUGGAGUCGUUUUCUUUCUGUGGAAGAAAUGUGGCAAAGCUGCGCGGACGCAGACUGUGACCAGACUGUCAUUGGAUCAAAGUGCUAGAAGUAGCCCCUCUGACAGCCAGGUGUUCCUGCAGAGUGUGAAGGUGGACAACACGAGGAACCUGAGCGACGAGAGGCAGAGCACAGAGGUGCAGCAGCUGGAGUCCAAGCUUCACGAGAGAGAAGAGGCGGCGCUGCAGAACGUGGCAUCAGGCGGCUCCUCCCUCAACGAGGCGCCGACUCCGGGAUCCUCCCACCAGAAGAGCGCUCGCUCCCCGAGACGCUCGCUGUUCAGGCUGAACAGCAGUCCGG